This is a messenger RNA of Anneissia japonica, 973 nucleotides long. RefSeq names its product U4/U6 small nuclear ribonucleoprotein Prp31-like. NCBI's taxonomy places the organism in Eukaryota, Metazoa, Echinodermata, Crinoidea, Comatulida, Comatulidae. Gene Ontology annotation, biological process: mRNA splicing, via spliceosome; spliceosomal tri-snRNP complex assembly. Gene Ontology annotation, cellular component: U4 snRNP; U4/U6 x U5 tri-snRNP complex; precatalytic spliceosome. The transcript is spliced from 6 exons. Bases 68 to 973 code for a protein of 301 amino acids. The record is from RefSeq and is a predicted model, not a curated record.
GAGGAAUGACUUGGAAAAGGCAAAAAACAAUGAGCAACUGCAGGAAAUAUUGACAAGUGCUGUCAUCAUGGUUGUUAGUGUGUCAGCCUCGACAACACAAGGGACUACACUGUCUGAAGAAGAGCUGGCUACAGUUGUGGAAGCAUGUCAAAUGGCCUUUGAUCUAAAUGAGUCAAAAUCACAGAUUCUCUCCUAUGUAGAAUCACGGAUGUCGUUUAUUUCACCAAAUUUAUCAAUAAUAGUUGGUGCCUCAACUGCAGCAAAAAUUAUGGGUGCUGCAGGAGGUCUAACAAAUCUUUCCAAAAUGCCAUCAUGCAAUGUGCUGCUGCUUGGUGCUCAGAAACGUACACUAUCGGGCUUCUCAUCUGCUACACUCCUCCCACACACUGGCUUCAUCUAUUACAGUGACCUAUGUCAAGGCACUCCACCGGAUUUGAGGAAAAAAGCAGCAAGACUUAUUGCAGGCAAAUGUACCCUUGCCGCUCGAGUUGACAGCUUUCAUGAGAGUCCAAAUGGAGAAAUCGGCAGUAAAUUCAGGGAAGAAAUAGACGGAAAGUUUGAAAAAUUAACAGAACCACCACCUGUCAAGAAAACAAAAGCAUUGCCAGCGCCAAUAGAUGGAGGAAGAAAGAAGAGAGGAGGAAGACGCUACCGCAAAAUGAAAGAACGUUUAGGUAUGACAGAGUUCCGCAAAGCCGCUAAUCGAAUGACAUUUGGUGAGAUUGAAGAUGAUGCCUAUCAAGAGGAUCUAGGUUUCUCACUAGGACAGGUGAAAAAAACAGGAACCGGGCGAAUUAGGGGACCACAGGUGGACAAUAAAACACAAGUCAAGAUAUCAAAAAGUUUACAGCGGCAGUUGCAAAAGCAGCAAAUGCAUGGAGGGAGGUCGACUGUCAAAGGUCGAGAAACCUCCGGUACAGCAUCCAGUGUGGCUUUUACACCAUUACAAGUAAGUCGGAUUUCUCUAAAAUAA